Molecule: messenger RNA, 675 nt
Organism: Branchiostoma belcheri (Belcher's lancelet)
Lineage: Eukaryota; Metazoa; Chordata; Leptocardii; Amphioxiformes; Branchiostomatidae
Exons: 5
Coding region: 1-675 (224 amino acids)
Cellular component (GO): endomembrane system
Molecular function (GO): signaling receptor binding
Source: RefSeq, a predicted model, not a curated record
AUGGGAAGAAAGCUGCGCCACGUGCUGAUUUUCCUUCUCAUCAUCCUGAAGGAGCCCAGUAUGCCGGUAGCUGGCUGCAGCUGUGAACCAUCAUCAUCCUGCAGUUGCAUCUACCUAGGCUUGACCAGCAUCCCUCGGAACCUCCCAACAUCCAUUUCUAAGCUAGAUUUAAUAGUUGUCAUUAUUCUGAUUGGGACUUUCUUGGCUGUAAUUUGGAAGAUGAGGAGAGCCAGGAAACCUCCAUUAGGGCGGAAUCCCGGUGUUGUUGUUGGGAACAACACAAACGCAGCAGCGUCUGUAAUGGCCACUACUGUAAUGGCCAGUGAUGAUGAUCGCCAGUAUGAAGGUAUCGACAACCAUCAUGAUCAGAUAGGGCAGGGUCAGUCUCCGGCUAAUAUUCAAUCUCUGAAAGUGGGAAAUUUAUCACAUGACGAAGUGCUAGCUGACUUACAGCCAAACCCUAUGUAUUUAGAUGUAAAAUUAACACCAAAGGACGACGCAUCUACAGAGAUAGCCAAGAGCAAUGAUCAGACGGGGCAGGGCCAGCCUCAGGCCGAGACUGAAUCAUUGGAUGUGAGAAAUCUAUCUUAUGAUCAGCUACAGAAGGAGGCUGACACACCCUGCAAGAACAACAACAACCUGUGUCCGAGUCUCUGUCAAAAAAGUAUCAACUGA